Danaus chrysippus (African queen) is the source of this 1635-nucleotide messenger RNA. NCBI's taxonomy places the organism in Eukaryota, Metazoa, Arthropoda, Insecta, Lepidoptera, Nymphalidae. The record is from the annotation of a GenBank genome assembly.
AUGGCUACGGCAAUAGACCAGAAAGCAUAUUUAAAAAAAUAUCUAAGUUCCGCACCGGAGGAAAAGAAGAAGAAAAAGAAAAAAAACAUUAAGGGCAAGGGGUUCAAGAUAAUAGAUGAUGAUUUAGACAUAUCGAAGCUUAGACCUCUCGAUGGAGAUGAAUUGGAUAUAUACAAUGAGGGUGAAGAUGCUCCACAAGUCGUGGGCAUUAUAGAUGAAAGACCCGAGGAAUUGAGAAAAUUAGAUGGUGAUAGUACUACUAAAUGGAAAGUUAUCAACCAGGAUGACGGUUUCAAUAGUAAGUUGAAAGUUGAAGAAAUUAAAAAGGACAGGAAAGAACUUGAAAAAGAAAAUGAGAUAGUGUUCGGUAAAAUGUACAGCGAUUCUGAAGAUGAAGUCAAAAAUGAUUCAGAUUUAUCACCACCAAGAAAAAAUGGCGAUAAAAUAAGCCAACGCAGAGACAGUGACUUUAGUCCGCCUCGGAAAAGAAAUAAAUCUAAUUCUGAUUCCGAUAUAUCACCACCAAGAAGAAAUACUAAAAAUAAUGAACAUGAUAAUCAACAUAAGAAAACAAAGACUAAAUAUGAUUCUGAUGUAUCACCUCCUAGAAGAAAUAAUGAUAGAAACGCAAAAAAACAAAGUAGAUCACAGAAGAAUUAUGAUUCUGAUGCUUCCCCACCAAGAAGAGAAAAUCAUCAAAAUAAACGAAAAUCAAGAAAAGAUAGCGAUAGCGAUUUAAGUCCGCCAAGAAAUAAGUCACAGAAGAAUUACGAUUCCGAUCUAUCGCCACCAAGGAAAAAAGAUAAACCAAAAGAUAAAGCAAGGAAACCAUCCCGUUGGGGACAUUUUGAUGAAAAAGAUAAAGAUUUAUCACCAGAUAGAUCGAGAAACAGAAGCCCGAAUAACCAAAGAAAUUCUCACAAAGAAGAUAAGUCUCAUAAUAGAAGUAUAGAGAAACAUAGAAAAGAUUCUUCCACACGUAAACCAAAAUCACCAGAAAGAAAAUCAAAAAAUACCAAUAAUAAGAUUAUGGAGAAAACUUUAGACGGCAAACAGGCGGGGUUACAAGAUGCUAAUAGAUUGAAAGAAGAAAACGAAGCAUUUAGACGAAGAGAAAACGAAAUGUUCAGAAAUAUGACUGAUGAUGUAUCUGGCAGAAAUGCUAAAGCAGUGUCAAGGAAAGGCAAAAGAGAAACUUCAGAGGAUCGUCAGAAACAAAAAGAAAAGGCUGAAAGACAAAAGGAACUCGAUGAAAAAUAUAAAAAAUGGAGUAAAGGUUUAAAACAAGUAGAAGAUCAACAAGCAGCAUUACAAGAUUACAUACAUGAAGCUUCAAAACCACUGGCUAGAUAUAAAGACGAUGUAGACCUAGAAGAUAGAUUGAGAGAUAUAGAUAGAAAUGGGGAUCCAAUGUUGAAAUAUAUACGAGAUAGAAAAAGAGAAAGGGGGGAGUUGGGACCCGAAAAACCGUCAUACAAAGGCAAUUUUCCACCGAAUCGCUUCAAUAUAAGACCGGGUUAUCGCUGGGACGGAGUUGACAGAUCAAAUGGAUAUGAAAAUAAAUAUUUUGAACAACAAAGCAAAAGGAAAGCUCAAGCAGAAGAAGCUUACAAAUGGAGUACAGAAGACCUUUAG